CCUUCGAUAAAAUUGGAUGGGAUAACGUUGAACAACAUUACAAGGAUGCCCUCAUGAACCACUUACGGGAAAAUUUCAAUAUUGAUGAAGUGGAACGUGACUAUGAGGCCAAAAACUUGACGGGUGGCAUUAGGACUGUGCUUAUGAAGCGGUACUCUGACCGCAAGUACGAGGCUAAAAAAUUAUUUAAGAGCAAGGGAGGUUACAAUGAUCUUGAGAGUGCACGGGCAUUCCAUCCCAAGGAUAUGCCCUAUGAUAACUGGUUGAGAACCAUUGAAGGUUUCCGGGAAGCUAAAUAUAUUAAAAGAAGCGAGGCCAACACACUAGUACGCGAGAAACAACAAUUCCCAUACCGUGGGGGGACAUCUUCGUACGGUAGCACCGCCUAUAAAAAUGAUAUGGAUUGGGUACCUACGUAUGCUAAAACCCACACGGACAAUCAAGGGAAUUGGGUUGAUCCGGUUGCUGAACAAAAUUACCGGAACAUACAACAGGCCACAAGUCAAUGGAGCGGUGAGGGUCCGCCAAUUGCCCCGUAUCAGGAAGCGUUGGGUGAGCGGCGAGGAUGGUACCGCGGGAUGGGGCCUAAACCUUCUUCCAACACGUCCUCGCACUCGUCAUCUAACAUGUCGUCUUCGCAAGCUCGGACGCAAGAACCCUUUUCCGAGGAUUUUGUUAACAGCUUGUUCCAAACCCCGUCAUUUUUGAACCAACUUAACAACUAUCUUGCUUCACAAGGAAAAGGAAAAGGAAAGUCAAAAGGCUACGAUUCUGACAACUUAUUCGAUAAUGAAUCCGACGAUGAACCCAACGAUAACGAUGACGAUGAGUGACUUGUUUUUAAUGUAUGCUUUGGAUUUAAUUAAACGUUGUAGGAUAUAAUGUACGACUUAAACGUAGUUUUUAAUUAUAUUACCUUUAGUAUAUGUUGAUUAUGUUCA
This is a messenger RNA of Helianthus annuus (common sunflower), 941 nucleotides long. RefSeq lists its product as uncharacterized. The transcript is spliced from 5 exons. The record is from RefSeq and is a predicted model, not a curated record. Lineage: Eukaryota; Viridiplantae; Streptophyta; Magnoliopsida; Asterales; Asteraceae. The coding region runs from base 54 to 833 and encodes 259 amino acids.